Messenger RNA from Acipenser ruthenus (sterlet), 1631 nucleotides. Its product is annotated as organic solute transporter subunit alpha-like. The transcript is spliced from 8 exons. The record is from RefSeq and is a predicted model, not a curated record. Bases 243 to 1265 code for a protein of 340 amino acids. Lineage: Eukaryota; Metazoa; Chordata; Actinopteri; Acipenseriformes; Acipenseridae. Gene Ontology annotation, biological process: transport. Gene Ontology annotation, molecular function: transporter activity.
CUCUUCAAUGUCUCAGCAGACUGUACCCCGCACCCCCUCUUCUCUUUCCUAUAGCACUGAAGUCUGGAAUAGCCUGACAACGGGGCAGUGAGGAAUGCGUGCGGUCCAGGGACGGUUUUUUCCCACGGUGACGGGGCACCGUUGUGUUUUGAUGUAAAAUUCAAAAAAAGUUGUCAAUGGAUUUUUUUCCACGUAAAUAAAAAAAAAAGUUAAGAAGAUUUCUUCCUCAGAAUUUUGUGCAAAUGGAGCAAAAUUUUAUCCAGCCUCCGGGAUGUGAAGGCGAUCCUCCGACAGCAGAGCAGAUUCUUCACAACAUUGAUAUACCCACUAGCACGCUAUAUGGAGUUCUAACGAUGAUGACUGUUCUGGGAAAUCUCGUGUACCUCGAAGAAAUCGUGUAUUUAUUGAGUAAAACACCCUUCUCUUACAAAAGGACGACUUACAUCUGGAUCACUGGGGCGCCACCGGUCAUAGCAGCCACUUCCUGUAUUGGGCUGUGGAUACCUCGCUCAACCAUGUUUACAGACUUCACUGCAUCCAUCUACUUCACAAUCUGUAUCCAUAAGUUCCUGGUGAUGAUGGUGGAGGAGUAUGGUGGAGAUGAGGCCUUCAUCCACAGGCUGCAUGGAGUUCCUAUGAAGAUCAGCACGGGCCCCUGCUGCUGCUGCUGCCUGUGUCUACCUAACAUACCAAUGUCCAGGAAGACUUUAACUGUUCUGAAGUCUGGGACACUGCAAGCAGCUCUCCUGAGACCCAUCUUGCUGUUUUUUGCCACAGUUCUGUGGACUAAUGGAAACUAUGAACAGGGAAAGAUGAAAGUUGAUGGCGCUUUCCUCUGGAUAACUAUUCUCUCUGUUGCUGCAUUCAUACUCUCACUCUGGCCAAUAGGGAUUCUCUUCAACCAAGCAAAGUCCAACCUUUCUAGCCACAACAUAGUACCCAAGUUUGCUUUAAAUCAGAGUGUUCUUAUUCUGACCCAGGCUCAGGGUGGGAUCAUUAACUUGCUGGUCAGCACGGGGACCAUUGUGUGCGCAGCCCCCUUCUCAGCCAGAGCCAGAGGAGCAUUUAUGCAUCAGCAGCUGCUGGUGAUGGAGAUGUUCAUUCUCAUUCUAGUGUCACGCUGUUACUACAGGCGGCAGUACCACCUGAACACAGAAGAGGGGUGUCCGCCCCAGUGCCAGGAGCAGGACAAGCUCAAGACUCACGCUAACGGGGGAGUCGUCCUUCUCACAAAGCCUGUGAUGGUGUCACAACAAAAGGUGUAACUAACGUGACUCUGAAGUAAAAUUAAACAAAACUAGAUGGUAACUUUACAAGUAAAGUUGUGGGGCUUGCUUUAUUGGGAAAGUGGUCAAAGUAGCUGAUUUGUGUCAAAAGUCACAUUGCUUACUAAUUGUCUCAUGCUAAGAAUGUGCUAGAAUUUGAAAUUUCUCAAAGUUCUAUGACAGUUAAUUCAACAGUGGGAAGUAGCCUACUGAAAGUUGAUGCGGUUACUAAAACAGCUGUACCUCUUGAUUGGUAGACGCCAUUCCCGUUUUGAUUUCAUACUUGAAUAGCUGAGAAGUAGAGUAAUAUUUCAUUUGCUCUAAGUAGUCUAACUUGUUGGGAAAGUGGUCAAAAUUUCAGUUGUU